UCCUCCUCCUCUUCUUCUCCUCCCUCGCCUGUUAUCUCCUUCCCCCCCUCCUGCUCCUCCUCUCCCUCCUCCUCCCUCUCCCCUUGACAACCCCUCGUCGGACUGACUCUUCAUUCCGUUGAGUUUCUGAAAUGUCCGCUGUCAACGGGAGCUUUGUCUCCCCUUCGGCUGAUGCCGUUGUCUCCCCUCAACUCUUUGAGCCCUCCGGUCUGGUCGCGUCCCUGGUCGGCGGCCUCAAUGUCUGGAAGGCCAUCGUGACUUUGUUCCUGGGUGCCAUCAUCUAUGACCAGCUGCGUUAUUUUUGGCUCAAAGGAUCAAUCAUUGGUCCGACAUGGAAGUUGCCCUUCAUGGGACCGUUCCUGGAAUCGGUCAACCCGAAAUUCCACGAGUAUAAGGCGAAAUGGGACAGUGCAGAGUUGAGCUGUGUUUCCGUCUUCCACAAGUUCGUCGUCAUUGCCUCUUCCCGUGACAUGUCUCGCAAGAUCUUCAACUCCCCCGCCUACGUCAAGCCGUGUGUUGUCGAUGUUGCGCACAAGCUCCUCGGCAAGACCAACUGGGUCUUCUUGGACGGCAAGGAACACGUCGAAUACCGCAAGGGUCUGAAUGGCCUGUUUACGCGUCAGGCGCUGUCCUGCUACUUGCCCCGCAUGGACGAGGUCUACAACGACUACUUCAAGCGCUUCCUCGAUGUCUCCAAGGCCCACCAGCACAAGCCCGUCCCGUUCAUGCCCGAGUUCCGCGAACUCAUGUGUGCCGUCUCCUGCCGCACCUUCGUCGGUCACUACAUCAGCGAGGAGGCCGUCCAGAAGAUCGCCGAUGACUACUACAUGAUCACCGCCGCCCUGGAACUGGUCAACUUCCCCUUCAUCCUGCCCUUCACCAAGGCCUGGUACGGCAAGAAGGCCUCCGACAUGGUCCUGGAGGAGUUCUCCAACUGUGCCGCCAAGAGCAAGGCCCGCAUGGCGGCCGGCGGCGAGGUCUCGUGCAUCAUGGACGCCUGGGUCAAGUCCCAGCAGGAUUCGGCCCGCUACCGCGAGAAGCUCGCCAAGGGGAUCCCCGCCGAGGAGAACGAGAAGCCCGCGCAGCUCCUGCGCGACUUCAGCGACUUUGAGAUUGCCCAGACCAUCUUCACCUUCCUGUUCGCGUCCCAGGACGCCACCAGCGCCGCGUCCACCUGGCUGUUCCAGCUCAUGGCCGACCGCCCCGACGUUCUGGACAAGGUCCGCGAGGAGAACAUGCGCGCGCGCAACGGCGACCUCCAGGCGCCGCUGACCAUGGAGCUGCUCGACAGCCUGCAGUACACCAAGGCCGUGGUCAAGGAGACCCUCCGGUACCGCCCGCCCGUGAUCAUGGUCCCCUACCUGGUCAAGAAGGAUUUCCCCAUCACCGAGAAGAUCACCGUCUCCAAGGGCUCGAUGAUCAUCCCGUCGGUGUGGCCCGCCACGCACGACGAGGACGCCUACCCCAACGCCGACUCGUUCGACCCGGACCGCUGGAUCACUGGUACGGCCGAGCAGCACCCCAAGAACUGGCUGGUGUUUGGCACGGGGCCGCACUACUGCCUGGGUCAGACCUACGCCACGCUGAACCUGAUGGCGAUGAUCGGCAAGGCCAGUUUGGAGAUGGACUGGGAGCACACCCCGACGCCUUUGUCGGAGGAGAUCAAGGUGUUUGCCACGAUUUUCCCUCAGGAUGACUGCCUGCUGACCUUCCGCCCUCGCGCCUAAACAUUUACAAUUCUUCGAAACAAGAAAGAAAAAAGAAA
Messenger RNA from Aspergillus campestris IBT 28561, 1765 nucleotides. RefSeq names its product C-22 sterol desaturase erg5 (gene erg5). Gene Ontology annotation, biological process: sterol metabolic process. Gene Ontology annotation, molecular function: iron ion binding; heme binding; oxidoreductase activity, acting on paired donors, with incorporation or reduction of molecular oxygen. Lineage: Eukaryota; Fungi; Ascomycota; Eurotiomycetes; Eurotiales; Aspergillaceae. The record is from RefSeq and is a predicted model, not a curated record. Bases 132 to 1727 code for a protein of 531 amino acids. The transcript is spliced from 4 exons.